ACAAAGAGCAAAAACCGGAUAUGUGCUUCCUGUUCGGCGGCGAGCCCUAUUGUCGUCGUCGGACAGGUCUUGUCGACCCUUUGUGGUUGUGGUGUUCCCAUCUCCUUCAUUGAGGUUGGAAUGAGAUUGUGGCGGCUGUAAGGGAGAGGGAGAUCGGAUCGGUGGUCGGAUUUCGGAAGGCUACUCGCUGGAUUGGUCGACGGGAAGUAUGGGCGCGGAUGUGGUCUGGCUUUUGCGAGCCCGUGGUGGCGCCGCUGGGGGUAGACCAGGUUGGUUCGAUCUGGUUUGCUGCUUCAUUGUUUUGUACAUAUCCAGAAUAUCCUUGGCGUGGCAACUUUGGCAUGAUGAAAAUGGUGGUGAUUCGACAAGAGUGGAGUGGUGGCGCACUGCGGGAUCCGGUGGUAGCUACAGUGCCGGUGGUCUGGGCUGCAACGGCGGUUUCCGAUCUCUCUGUUUCCAUAAAUAUGAGUUGGGUUUGGGCCCGAUUCUUGGGCCUGACCCUAGGUCUCUCUCUGGCCUUGGAGCAGUAUUGCUUUCGCUUUUGAAAAAUAGAACCCUUGAUGUCCUAUUAUCAAAGGGGAAGGAGUAUGUUCUUUUGGUUGACUCAGAUAAUGUGGCUGCUAAAAUCGACCCAAAAAUUUUAAACCAUCUGGUUGAGAACAAGAUAGACUGUUGUAUGGAGAUCACACCCACAUCCUCAUAUGAUUCGGAUUCAAUUGGUUCACGAUCACAACAGUUUGAGCUUGCAGAAAUAGCUCAGACUUCUGUCAGAGAUUCAAUGGAGAGAUUCAAACUUGUCGAUACUGGCAGCUUGUGGGUGAAUGUUAAAGCCCUUAAAAGGCUUUUGGAUACAGAUGAAAUAAAGAUUGAAGAUAUAUCUGUUUCGAAGGAAACAGAAUCUGAUUUAGUUCUUUUGCAAGAAUCAGCAGUUGGUUCACCAAUACGGGUAUUUAUCACAUUAUAAUAAAUACUUCUCGUGCCUUCCAUCAAUAAAUUCAAAAAUGCUCUUGGUGUCAAAGUUCCUAAUUCUCAAUUUCUUUCAAUGAACAAAACAUCAGAUCUAGUUCUGCUAAAGUCAAAUCUUUAUAUGUAUGAUGAUGAAGGGGGUAUAGUUUGGAAUAUAGCUAGAACCAACCCGGCAAAUCCUCUGAUCGAAUUAGGGCCUGAAUUUGAUAAGGUGAGCGACCUUCUAAGUCGCUUUAAUUCCAUGCCUGACAUUAUUGACCUGGAUAGCUUGAAGGUCACUGGUGAUGUUUGGUUUGGAGCUGGGGAGAGUGACGAUUCAUGCAAAACCCGGGAUGAAAUUGGAAAUUUCAGAUGGAGUGGUAAUAGAGAAUGAGGUCAUCGAGAACCGGUCAGACUUUUGACCUUAAUAUUAAGUAGCUUGGGAAACGUUCAAAAUGAAUUUAGAGAACUAACCCUUGUAGCGGCUUCCUCUCAAGACAAUGUAGGAGCUAUUGCGUUUUGCCCCAGCUACAGCUACUGGAUAUCUAUUUACGGGUGUUGUUAUUGUGUUGCGAGAGAGAAAGGGAGAUGGAGAGGAUUUGAAGAUCAGUCGAGUACCAAUUGAUUCUUUGGUUGUAAUUUAAUUUUGAUUAUGUUGUCCCACAGAGAACGUGGCCUAAGUAGUGAAAACUACAUGGUAUUUCACUCACCAAAAUUGUAAUCUAUAUAUUUUGUAGUUGAAUACAGAGCAAUCUUCACUUCAUUAAGGAUUUACUUUGGUAGAAACAAA
Molecule: messenger RNA, 1735 nt
Organism: Argentina anserina (silverweed cinquefoil)
Lineage: Eukaryota; Viridiplantae; Streptophyta; Magnoliopsida; Rosales; Rosaceae
Product: UTP--glucose-1-phosphate uridylyltransferase-like
Exons: 13
Coding region: 209-964 (251 amino acids)
Biological process (GO): UDP-alpha-D-glucose metabolic process; glycogen metabolic process
Cellular component (GO): cytoplasm
Molecular function (GO): UTP:glucose-1-phosphate uridylyltransferase activity
Source: RefSeq, a predicted model, not a curated record